Molecule: messenger RNA, 1515 nt
Organism: Thunnus maccoyii (southern bluefin tuna)
Lineage: Eukaryota; Metazoa; Chordata; Actinopteri; Scombriformes; Scombridae
Exons: 10
Coding region: 384-1349 (321 amino acids)
Biological process (GO): interleukin-15-mediated signaling pathway; T cell activation; positive regulation of ERK1 and ERK2 cascade
Cellular component (GO): membrane raft; external side of plasma membrane
Molecular function (GO): MHC class II protein binding; protein tyrosine kinase binding
Source: RefSeq, a predicted model, not a curated record
CUUUGUUGGAUCAUUUGUUCUGUUUUGCUUUGUUCUGUUCAGUUCUGUCUUGCCCUGUUCUGUCUUGACCACCACAAGAUUAAAGAAGGAUUUUGUCUACCCUGCAAUCUCUGCAUGCCGGUGUCUGCAUUUGCAUCCAUUCCUGCUACUCAUCCUGGCACUGACUGAUAAUGAAAGAUUGAAUGUGCUGAAACACAGAGCCUGAAGAACAAAAACUGUGUAACUGUCCAAAUACUUACUGCCUGGACUGUACAUGCAGCAGAGUGAGGAAGAGGAAGUGUCAGAUGUACAAAUGACAGGAAGAAGAUGCCUUACUUCACACAUUACUUUAGAGACUGCGACAGUUAAGAGAACCAGAGAUCGAUGAGAGAGAGAGAAGCAGGAUGGUUGAAUUCAGACGGAUUCAAAUGUUGUUUCUGAUACUGGUGCUUCAGUUUUCAGCAGACAUAACUGGACAAGAUUCCUCCUUCACUGUCAGAGAUGGAGAUGAAGUCACUUUGUCUUGUCAAAAUGUGAUGACUGAUCAGGAUAAAUGUAACAGUACUACCUGGCUCUUCAGUGCUUCAAGAAACACAACAGUAGAGCUGAUUAAACUUGGGCAGAUUGGUGAAAAAGCCAAAGCUAAAUCAGACAGACUGAGUGUUACAGAGAACUGUUCUCUGGUUAUAAAGAAGGUCACAGUUGAGGAUGCUGGUCGUUACACCUGCAGACAGUUCAAAUCAGGACAACAACAAGGUCCAGACUCUCAGGUUGAUCUGUCUGUUGUUACCAUGACUGAAUAUAAGAACAAUAAUGAGGUGACGUUAAGCUGCUCUGUGUUGAAACAUGGACAGUGUAGACACACAGUGAAGUGGGUGUAUCAGGGUAAAGAUGUGGACAAAGAAAACAAAGACUUGAAGACAUCACAGUCUACCUGUUCAGUCACUGUGUCCUUCCUGACUUCUCAUUUUAUUUGCACAUCAAAUCAUGAGUUACUGAAGUGUGAAGUCACAAAUCCCAACAAUGGAAAAGUGCAGCUGUAUAACAUCAGUCCUCAGUUGUCAUGUGAGAAACCAGGUGUGGCUGAAACAACAACAGAACCUGAAACAACAUCAACACCACAAGAAGAUGCAGACGCCAUAACAGCAACAACUGCAACCAAAGAUGCUACAAUUACACCACAAGAUUGUUCUGCUCUGAGCUACAUAAUGUUGGUGAUGCAUGUGGCUGAACUCCUCCUCAUCACUGUGAUUACUGUUCUUCUCUUCAGAGCUCGAGGGAACCAGAGACCACCUGAUGACAACAUUGAUUUAUAUUUUCUGGUCCAGCAGCCAGUCAGGAGCAGAAUGAUGAAGAUGAUGGUGCGGUGAACUAUGAAAACUUGGGAGAACCUUCUACUUCUGUCCACUGAUCAACGACUUCCACACCAACAUCAACUCACCAGAGAAAUGACUCCCUUGCUGUUAUAUCAUUAAUAUGGUCUCAGUUUUACAUGAGUAGUUGAAUUCUUUACAUAAAGAAAGAAUCAUAAGAUCA